Molecule: messenger RNA, 2093 nt
Organism: Rhinopithecus roxellana (golden snub-nosed monkey)
Lineage: Eukaryota; Metazoa; Chordata; Mammalia; Primates; Cercopithecidae
Product: RAB40A like
Exons: 1
Coding region: 756-1592 (278 amino acids)
Biological process (GO): protein localization to plasma membrane; intracellular signal transduction
Cellular component (GO): synaptic vesicle; plasma membrane; endosome
Molecular function (GO): GTP binding; GTPase activity
Source: RefSeq, a predicted model, not a curated record
UAGAUGUCUCUUCUGAGAUCUUGGCUCUUAUAUUUAUGGGAGAUGUCCACCUGCAGCAAGAAAAGUAUUAGUGUCCAUGCAAACAUGCGUGGCUUGUCAAGGAUCACAUGCACAGACAGUUCACACUUACUCCUAAACCCUGCAUGGCCACAGAGUAAAAAGGAUGUGUGAUGCAUUAUAUGAGGAGAGCACCGGCUCAGGAUUGUGAUUUCUGUGAUCUCUACACUAACAGCAAGAUUUUUAAAAAUUACAUAACAUUUCUGAGUUUGCCUUUUCUCAUUUGUAAAAUGGAAACAAUCAUAGCUACCAAAGACAAUUGUUCUGACAAGUAAAAGAACAAAUUAUUUUAAGCGUCAUACACAGCGUAGGGUACAUACGGUACUCCACACAUCUUAGUCCCCUUCCUAUUUCAUACCUGUCCUUACUUUAAAGGAGAUUCCUUUGACAUAAUCCAAAAAGCAUGGUUACAUAACGAUCACAUGGAAAUGUUAAGAGAAAUAUAAGGUUUCAAUGAUGAAUUAACUGCUGUGUCUCUACUCUGUUUUGGAUAAGAAAAAGUAAAACAAUCGCUGAAGCAGUUUUCCAGGGUUUGUAAAAGAAAACCAUCAAAGCCACCACCUCAUUUCGCUUUAUUUCAUAAACUUCGCCAUCCCAUUUUUUAUGUUGUAUGUUAAUUUCUCAAGAAAAAUAGGCCCGGCACCGUCUCUGCGUGCAACCCUGCUGGUCUGGCCCAGGCGCGGGGCGGGGCCAGCACGAUGAGCGCCCCAGGCAGCCCAGACCAGGCCUACGACUUCCUGCUCAAGUUCCUGCUGGUGGGCGACAGCGACGUGGGCAAGGGCGAGAUCCUGGAGAGCCUGCAGGACGGCAAAGCCGAGUUCCCGUACAGCCACCUGGGGGUAAUCGACUACAAGACGACCACCAUCCUGCUGGACGGCCAGCGGGUGAAGCUGAAGCUCUGGGAUACUUCGGGGCAGGGAAGAUUUUGUACCAUAUUCCGCUCCUACUCUCGUGGUGCACAAGGAGUGAUCCUGGUCUACGACAUUGCAAACCACUGGUCUUUCGAGGGUAUGGAUCGAUGGAUUAAGAAGAUCGAUGAGCAUGCCCCUGGUGUCCCUAAAAUCCUGGUGGGGAAUCGCCUACAUCUGGCAUUCAAGAGGCAGGUGCCCAGGGAGCAGGCCCAGGCCUAUGCUGAGCGCCUGGGCGUGACCUUCUUUGAGGUCAGCCCUCUGUGCAAUUUCAACAUCAUAGAGUCUUUCACGGAGCUGGCCAGAAUCGUGCUGCUGCGGCACAGGUUGAACUGGCUCGGGAGGCCGAGCAAGGUACUGAGCUUGCAAGACCUCUGCUGCCGCACCAUCGUGUCUUGCACGCCUGUGCAUCUGGUAGACAAGCUCCCGCUCCCCAGUGCCUUAAGAAGCCACCUCAAGUCCUUCUCCAUGGCUAAGGGCCUGAAUGCCAGGAUGAUGCGAGGCCUCUCCUACUCCCUCACCACCAGCUCCACCCACAAAAGGAGCAGCCUCUGUAAAGUGAAGAUCGUCUGCCCACCCCAGAGCCCACCCAAAAACUGCACCAGAAACAACUGCAAAAUUUCUUAAGGAAGGCACCAAAAGGAAACAAGCUGGAAUCGCUCCAAGAAGAACUGAAUGGUUACACCUGGAAGAGGGAAGAUGCAUUCCAGAUUGAAAGAAAUAACGUUUUCAGUUUCUCAUGGGAACAGUGCUGCUUGGGAAUGUGUGUGAUGCCUUCCGUCAAUAAAAGCACUUUAUGCAGUUUGACUUUGAAUUUCUACGUGGAUGUGCAUGUGUUUAUAAAGGGAAAAUUAGUACUUUGCUCAACUCUUGAUAACAGGAAAUUUUGAAUGUUACUUAUAAUCACACUGCAUCUUUUUCCUUAACCACUUUUGUAAGAAUGGUGAUAUGGCAGUGAUGAGUAUAAAUUCAAGGGAAUUUGAGAUGCAAUGAUAGUGAGAUCAUUCUGAGUCAUUGAUAUUACAAGAGGGGCCUUUUUGUAUACCUCCUUUUUGAUGUCAAAGCACCAAUUUAUAAAACACUGCAGAUGCAUAUACAGAUUAUAUGUAACAGAUCUGUCCAGUUUGU